Molecule: messenger RNA, 867 nt
Organism: Symbiodinium sp. CCMP2592
Lineage: Eukaryota; Dinophyceae; Suessiales; Symbiodiniaceae
Source: the annotation of a GenBank genome assembly
AUGGCGCCCAUGGCGCCCAGCGGACGAAGGCAGAGGCUCCUGGCAGUAUUGGUGUUGGUCGUUGCGGCUUGCCUGUGGAGAUGGGCCGUUGGUGACAGCUUCGUUGCUCCAAAGAUCGGUAGCCGGCUACCGCCACGAGGUCCGCUUCGCGUGGCCCGCUUCGCAAGCGACAGCGCAGCUGAGGACUCCGUAGAAAUCUCCGGCUUCUCCGGGUUCGUGGUCGGCCUCGCAUUUCUGCCGCACACGUGCUACGCCCUCCUGACGGCCGUCAACCUUGUGAGGGGGGAGAGCUUCCCCUUCUUCGGCUUUGAGCUUCUUUCGAGCGUUGUGUCGCUUGGUUUGGUGGCCUGGUCCCUGGGCAGCUUCCUUCAACGUGGUCGAGGACUGCCAGCUGGGCCCCUCGGCUUGCUGGGUCUCUCGGAGGGGCUCUCCUACCUGGUUGCAUUGGCCCUCCUUGCAGCCACGGCUGCAGCCGGACUACGAGCAGGACCUUCGCUGCCCAGCCUGAGCGUGCCCAAUGUCAGCAUACCGAAAGUCAGCCUUCCAACAUCGCUUCCGAAGGGCAUGGACGUGCCCUCCUUGAAGGUGCCUGAUGUGAAGUUGCCAGACUUCAAAGCGAACCUGCCGGACGUGAAAGUGCCCGAUUUCAAGGUUCCAGACAUCAAGGUUCCAGACAUCAAGGUGCCAGAUGUCAAGAUCCCGGAUGUCAAGGUGCCGAAACUCCCAGAGGUGAAGGUUCCGGACGUGAAGCUGCCGAGUGCACCGAGCAAGGAGGAGAAGAAAGAGGCACCCAAAGCGCCUCCGCCUCCGCCGGCCCCAAAGAAAACCGAGGCCAAAGCCUCGGCCUCGGAGGACCUCUUUGCCUGA